ACGCCGUAGCGCGGGGAAUUUCGAGUGGCGGUGGAGCGCUGGAGGCCAGUGGGUGCUGGAACCCCCACCGGCCUACCUAGGAGAGACCAUGGACUCCCUAGUCGAGCCUCGGUGGCCUCCAGGCCUGGCAGUCAUGAAGACAAUAGAUGAUUUGCUGCGGUGUGGAAUUUGCUUUGAAUAUUUCAACAUUGCAAUGAUGAUUCCUCAAUGUUCACAUAACUACUGUUCUCUCUGUAUAAGAAAAUUUCUGUCCUAUAAAACACAAUGUCCAACUUGUUGUGUGACAGUCACAGAGCCGGACCUAAAAAAUAACCGCAUAUUAGAUGAACUGGUAAAAAGCUUGAAUUUUGCACGGAAUCAUCUGUUGCAGUUUGCCUUAGAGUCACCACCCAUAUCUCCUGCUUCUUCCUCUUCAAAGAACCUUGCUUCCAAAGUACACACUCCUGUAGCCUUCAGACGUUCUUUAAAGCAAGGAAGCAGGUUAAUGGAGAAUUUCUUGAUCAGAGAAACUGGUGGUUCCACAUCAGAGUUGUUGAUAAAAGAGAAUGAGAGUAAAUGCACCCCUCAGAAAGAGGUGAGCACUUCUUCAAAGACCAAAGAGACACCUAUAGAAAAGGCAGCUCCGUGUUCCUUAGAUGCUCAUGUUCCUGAGACACCCUCUACAUCAACUUUGAAACAGGUUACCAAAGUGGAUUGUCCUGUUUGCGGGGUUAAUAUUCCAGAAAAUCACAUUAAUAAGCACUUAGACAGCUGUUUAACACGUGAGGAGAAGAAGGAAAGCCUCAGAAGUUCUGUUCACAAAAGGAAGCCUCUGCCCAAAACUGUAUAUAACUUGCUUUCAGAUCGUGAUUUAAAGAAAAAGCUAAAACAGCAUGGAUUAUCUAUUCAAGGAAAUAAACAACAGCUCAUUAAAAGGCACCAAGAAUUUGUACACAUGUACAAUGCCCAGUGCGAUGCUUUGCAUCCUAAAUCAGCUGCUGAAAUAGUUCAAGAAAUUGAAAAUAUGGAGAAGACUAGGAUGCGUCUUGAAGCUAGUAAACUCAAUGAAAGCAUAAUGGUUUUUACAAAGGACCAAACAGAAAAGGAAAUAGAUGAAAUUCACAGUAAAUAUCGUAAAAAACAUCAGAAUGAAUUUCGGCUUCUGGUGGAUCAGGCCAAAAAAGGAUACAAGAAAACUGUUGAAAUGUCAAAAAAAAAAGUAACAAAAGAAGAAGAUGGAUCUACAGAAAAGCUAUUACCUGUAUGCGUGGAACAGGAAGAUAAAAAAAUGAAAUUCUCAGAUACUUCCCCCAUAACAAACCACUUCUCUCAGUCAAAACUGGAAUCCCCAGGGAGAAUGGAGUCUGAUAGACCAGAUGAUUCUUCCAGCUGUACUGAUAUUCAAGAAGAAGCUCGCUCUUCAUCAGAUUCAGACUCAUUCAAUAGUUCCAGUUCAGACAUCAUAAGAGAUCUUUUAGAAGAAGAGGAAGCCUGGGAAGCAUCACAUAGAUUUGGGGGAUUACGAAUAAAACUGCUGGAAGGAUUUGAGUACAGUAUUGUGUGUGGACAUAAGUUUUCAUUUCUCUUUGGUAAAUACCUAGGAAUGGCAUCAUAUGAAAUGAUCUUCAAGAUACAGAAAUGAGUCCAAGACAGAAUCGUCGAACAAGAUCAGCGGAGGGUGCUGAGAUUGAGCCGAGAAAUAAGCGGAAUAGGAAUUAGUGAGGGCUUUGCUGACUUUUCCAGUGUGGUGAUUGGAGUGUGGCACUUUGGGUUGCCACACAGACUUCAUAUUCAUAAAUGCCCAAGUGAAGGUGUUGACUUCUCAAUAUGAUGGUUAGCUGAUUUUCAUACUUUUUGCCUUUCUUGGGAAAAAUAAGUUCUGAAACAUCCUCACUUGGUCAAUUAUCCCCUAUCUCUAAAGCAUCUCUCUCUAAAAAUAUUGACAGCCACACGUCUGCCAACUUUGCAGAGUACACAGACGUCUUGACAAAGAGUUUUGUUUCUAAAUUUCAGGAUAUCCUUAAGACAUUCUCCUCUUCCAUGUAGAAACUAACUUGAGAAAAGGAUUCUUUUCAACCUCUCUGUCACAAGGAGCAGCUGAGGAAUUAAGAGCCUUUGUAUUUCUGGAAAGGCAGGUUGUCAUAAAAUCACCUCUUUGGUGCGUGUCAGCCCCUGAUGCCCAGAUGCCAGCAUGCCUGUCACAAGCAGUUACGUGAUGGUCAUUGCCCGAAUUUAAUGUAGUCAUUUGUCACUUGGAGUAGGAUGUUUGUAUCGAAACCAAAAGUCACAAACACUAACUUUGAAACAUUGGCGUAUUCUUUGGAAAUGGCACUUCAAAAUGAUAUUAGUCUUUUUUUUUUUUUUUCACUUGGGUAAAUCAAAUCUUUACCACUCUGACUCCCAGCUAUUAAACAAAAAGUAUGCAAUAAAUGAAUUUUGUAAAUGAAGAGACUGUAUCAAUUUAAAAUAAUGUCCUGGAAAUAGUGUCUUAUGGAUAGUUGAGUACAAGCUACAAAUCACUGGAAAGACUUGGUCAGAAAUUGUCUCUGUGCAAAAUGUCCAUCAGGUCCCAGUUCUUCCAGAGUUCCUAACGCCGCUCUUCACCAUCUCAGAGUCAGCCCUCUCCACCCCUGCCCCCACAUCACUCCCAGCCCAAACACAUCAGCUUUCAAAUAACAUGACAGCACACGCGCCAAUGUUAAGACAACAAAUUUAUGAAUGUGCCAGAGAGGCGUUUGUGACUUCCCCUUUCCAAAGAAUGUCUCCAUUGACUUUGGCUCUUUGGUAUGCUUUGGGUUUCUGGAUAAUGUGUGGAGUCUCAUUAUGACUUAGAGUUCAGCGCUUGCACACUUAAAAGGCCAUUUGUUUUCUUUUUGAGUUCCCUGAGCUUCAGAUGGUUAUGUAAGAAUUUGUCAUAGUCAUUUCAUCUGCGAAAUUAUGAGUGGUGCAUUAAGGAAACUAAAAGUAGCACCACUCACUGAAUCUAUCAAAGGAUCUGAUGUGAGGUAAGUGAGCAAUAUCAAGCAAGAUAAAGUUUAACAUUGAUGUGAUAUUUACGUCACUGAAUUGCCAGAAAUUAUGCUAAAAUGAAAACUGUUUCAUUAAAAAUUGCACAGCCUACUAUAAAUUAAACUGGAAGUAAUUACUACUUUAAUUGCAGCUGUAAAAAACAAAAUCCAAGCAAGUAAAUAUGAAGAUCUACUUGGCUUUAUUCAGGGAUUCAUGAAUCAGGCAGCAUCCCAUCUACAAGUAGAAAGGAGCACCAAGUUGCCAUACAAAAUGGAUGGUUUUUAAAGCAGAAACAGGGUUGGAAGGAGGGAUGGAAGUCAUUAGCAAAAGAAAAGAAAGGAUUGGUGUAGGCAAGGUCACCUUUUGAGGGAAGGGCUAGGGUCUAUCUUGCAGAAGACCUCAGUAAUGCUGAUCAGGAAAUUCCAGUGUGAGGCCACAUUCCUGCAAUGCAAUUAUGUUUUGGUUGCUGUUGUGGGGGCAUGUGACUCCAUUUUGAGCCUUUUAUUUCUUUUCCUUUUUCUUUUUUUAAUUUAUUUUAUUUUAUUUUAUUUUUUAAAAAGAUUUUAUUUAUUUAUUUGAGAGAGA
Mirounga angustirostris (Northern elephant seal) is the source of this 3573-nucleotide messenger RNA. RefSeq names its product RAD18 E3 ubiquitin protein ligase (gene RAD18). Bases 89 to 1621 code for a protein of 510 amino acids. The record is from RefSeq and is a predicted model, not a curated record. Gene Ontology annotation, biological process: protein monoubiquitination; DNA damage tolerance. Gene Ontology annotation, cellular component: nucleus; Rad6-Rad18 complex. The transcript has 14 exons. NCBI's taxonomy places the organism in Eukaryota, Metazoa, Chordata, Mammalia, Carnivora, Phocidae. Gene Ontology annotation, molecular function: single-stranded DNA binding; ubiquitin protein ligase activity.